AACAUCACAUUCAUAAUUUCAUACUCUCAUAACUAAAAAAAACUUCUCCCUCUUAACAUCCGCCCUAACCCCCAACUCCCACCAAACAGAAAAUGACCGAACUAGACAAACCUAAAUCCUCCGGCCACCCUCCUCCGCCGCAAUCCCAACCCUUGCCACCUCCUCAGUACGGUACUUUCCAAGGUGUCUCUAACUUCCCUGCCGUCGGCUUCCCUCAACCCGUCCCUCCUCCCGGCUCCGAUCCCUCCGCCCCUCCCUAUUACCCUCACGCUCACGGCUACCAAGCUUAUCCAGGUUAUGUAGUUGCUGAAGGAAGACCUGUGAGAGAAAGGCGACUAGGGUGUUGCGGUAUUGGUUGUGGCUGGUGCCUGUUUAUAUUGGGUUUCUUCCUCGGUGCUAUCCCGUGGUAUGUUGGGGCGAUAAUUAUGCUCUGUUCCAGGGUAGACUCUCGAGAGAAGCCUGGAUACAUUGCCUGUAUAGUUGGUGCUGUUGUGGCUACAGUUGCUAUCGUCCUUGGAGCAACAGAUUUAGCAGAUGUAUGGUAAUCCUCAUAUCAAGAGUUGUAAAUGUUUUUGCUAGACUCUGUAACUAAGCUGUACUAAAACUUGUGUCUCAGAUACCAACCAUAUAUACAUGUUCAUUGAAAGAUGAUAUCUUACGUGUAUCUUGUAAUUUGUAUUGUUUGAUUUUGUACAAACUUGUCCUGAUUCAUACCAAACUGAAACAUAAAGCAAAACUUCUUUGCUCUAA
Molecule: messenger RNA, 750 nt
Organism: Vicia villosa (hairy vetch)
Lineage: Eukaryota; Viridiplantae; Streptophyta; Magnoliopsida; Fabales; Fabaceae
Product: large ribosomal subunit protein eL20z-like
Exons: 4
Coding region: 93-545 (150 amino acids)
Source: RefSeq, a predicted model, not a curated record